Molecule: messenger RNA, 2730 nt
Organism: Trematomus bernacchii (emerald rockcod)
Lineage: Eukaryota; Metazoa; Chordata; Actinopteri; Perciformes; Nototheniidae
Gene: vstm4b
Product: V-set and transmembrane domain containing 4b
Exons: 8
Coding region: 112-1083 (323 amino acids)
Source: RefSeq, a predicted model, not a curated record
GAGUAGAACAAGAAGAAGAAGAAGAAGAAGAAGAAGAAGAGGAGGAAACCUGGGGCUUCUUUUCUUCAGAGGCAUUUAACUGGGAGUGUAUGGAGGCUGCAGCCGUGGAAAAUGAAGAUCUCCUCUGUGGUCUUCGCUCUCCUCACUCGAGCUCUGCUUGGAGAUUGGUGUUUGGCCAUUAACGUCACCAUCACCCCUUACCCCUUCACGGUGGCCCAGGAGGGUCAAAACAUCACGCUCUCCUGUGUUGUGUCUCAGCGGAGACGAAACGCCGCUCUACCGGUGGUGAAAUGGACGUUCCUGCCCGAGGGCACGGACCGACCGGAAGACGAACUCCUGAUCGCCCGCGUCAACAUGAGGAAGGCACGCUUCUACGGGAACUACACGAAGAGCUUCACGUGGCCCAAACUGAAGCUGACGGUGGUGAAGCAGGGGAAGAUCUUUGACCUGGUGAUCCUGAACGUGUCCGAGGGGGAUCGAGGACUCUACAUGUGCCGGGUGCAGGAGUUUAAAAAGCACCAGGACCGCUGGAAGGCCUCGUCGAACUGCACCGCCGCUACUGAGCUCAGAGUGCAUGUCCUACCGGCCACCAAAACCAAAGAAAGCCUGUGGAGCUUGUUUGAAGAUGUGUACCUGUGUGCAGUGCUGAUCUGCUCAGUUGGUUUGCUGUGUAUGUGCAUGUUCACGGUGACAGUAACAUGUCAGUACAUACAGAGGAAGCAGAGGUUAAAAGAUAAUUACCUCUUGGUCAAAAGCUCUCAGAACAGCUCAGGAGAGACCGUCACCAGCAUGAUCAAUAUGUCUCCUGCUCUGCCUAAGAAAGAGAGGAGGUACAGAAAGAAGAGAAGCAGAGACUACCAAGAGGAGAUACCUCCAGAGAUACCAGCAAAAGCUCCCAUUGGAGACAAAACACGGAAACCCAAACUUUUAAAACCACAACCAAGAAAAGUAGUCCUGCCGAAGAUAGUGGAGGAGAAUCUGACCUACGCUGAGCUGGAUCUCGUGAAACCAAUUCCUGAACCCAAGGCGUCGUGUAACGGCACUGUUUACGCUCAGAUACUGUUUGGGGAUCAGCAGCUAUGAGACAAACACACACACCACUACUAACUGUGCCUUAUGUAAAAAGCAUUGUCUAUUUAUAGUCUGUAUUAUUUUGUAUUCAAACGGUUUUUGAACGGCAAAAUGUGUCAUGUGUCAAAAUGAUGACGUAAUGUGUACAUAGGAUUUUAUAUGUUCUUUGAUAAUACUUGCUUUUCUGAUUCAAAGGGACAUUUUUUGCAACAAUGUUUGAAUUCUGCGUUGCUUAAACUUGCACAGAUUUAGACCAGAUUUGUCCAUCGUGACAGUCGGAGUGGAGGAUACUCAAAUGUGAACAGAUUAAAUAUUUACUUGUUGAUUUAGUGGGCAGUGUUCCCAGCAUUAUCGGUGUGUUUCUGUGUGUCAGCCUGCAGUUCAUAACGACCACAUCUCCACAGAGUUGAUAUUUAAAUAGCUAUUAGCCCACCGACCUCACCCAGAGUCAAGUACGCAAGACCAUGCGAGCUCUUUCAUCUGGUGCCAACAUCAACUAAACAGGCCGUUAGCGAGAGCGUUGUUUACAUCCGAGGGUGGAGUCACGUGCAGGCGUGAUAUCCAUGUAGACUUACUCCUAAAAAGGCUCAGACUAUACAUUCAAUGUGCUUCAAACUAUGCAGCACCUGAUCUAUAAACAGGGACACACUUUAGAAACUGUGCCUGGACUAUUUCACGUUAAUGUCUACUUCAAAUCUAAAGCUGAUUUCGUUGUUUGAGAUAAGAAUUCAUAUCAGCUGCAGUCUCUCAUGCCUUCAUACGAUCUCCUCUCUUCCUCACUUUCCGUGAAUCUGAGAGUGAAAGUGCUUAGUGCUUCUUUUUCCAUUGAAUGAUCCUUUGGAUUCAGGCAUGGAAAAGCAAAGGAGAGCUUUUUUAACACUGAACUUGAUACCCAGACAUAAAGGCACCCUCCCUUCCCCCAAGACCUCCACUAUCUCACGUGGAAUAAUCCAUGCAUAUGAAGCCCUCCGCAGAUAUAAGUCUCACUUUUCGCUGCAUGCCAUCGGAAGACCACCCUUUACGUCAAACUUUAGCUAAACCAGCUACUUAUCUGGUAACCAAUAUUUAGAGUAGUCAGUCACCAACUAAAAUUAUUUGUCUCUUCAGUAAAACAUUUAAAAAUCAAUUUAUAUGUGGUAUUUUAAGUCAUAUAAACUAUGUUUAAGUAGCUGGGGAUUGUUUGAUGGCCCAUUAUUCUGAAAUGACCAAAAACCGUCCCCACAAUAGCGCCGUCAUGAUCCGCCCUACUCUGGCUCUGAUUGGCUGUUUCUUGUUGUCUUAGUUGGUUGGAUAUAUUUCGGAUCAAUGGCCGGAAUAACAGGCUGUAGGACAAAUGGAAAUUGGACAUUUAAAAAUUGUUAUCGGCCAUCAGAACAACUGCAUGGCACCAGGUAGCUAACAGCUGACAUGUAUUGAUUUACUAAAAAAGUCAGUAUACCAUCACGAAAAGACAGCUCUCUAUAUCUUUGAAAAUGUCAACUAAGUCGAGUUGUUGUUCUCUCAAUCAGCAGUAGAACAAAAGCCUACUUCUAACAUGGCUGCCAACCAGUGGACACCAACAAAUACAGAUUUCUAACUAUUACCGCAAAUGUUUAAAUGUAUUAGCCGCUUUCACACCAAGUACUUUGCCGUACUUAGUUCCCAGCACUUAGUUCCCAG